This is a messenger RNA of Gossypium raimondii (Peruvian cotton), 514 nucleotides long. RefSeq lists its product as uncharacterized. Lineage: Eukaryota; Viridiplantae; Streptophyta; Magnoliopsida; Malvales; Malvaceae. Bases 37 to 414 code for a protein of 125 amino acids. The transcript has a single exon. The record is from RefSeq and is a predicted model, not a curated record.
CUCCUCGAAAAGCCUCUUUACUCGGUUUUCAUCGUGAUGGACGUUGCCGGCCUAGCGAGCUGCUUGACCUCAGUGGUGAUCUUCCUCUCUAUCCUCACUUCUUCGCUCGAGUUCGAAGAUUUUCGUCACCGACUGCCUCGGAGCCUCUCGCUCGGUUUCACCUUUCUGUUCUUCUCGGUCACCAGCACCAUGCUGACUUUCACAGCCACCAUUUUACUUCUGGUUCAUUUGGAGAAGAGGUGGACUGCAACGCUAACGUAUGCGGCUGCAUUCCUUCCCAUAUGCGUAUUUGCAAUGUUUCAAUUCCCUUUAUACUACCAGUACAUCGUUGCUGCAGUGGAUAGCGUAUUUGAUUUCCUUAGGAAGAAUUUGCCUGGCAAUUCGGAAUUUCUAAGGAUUAAAAAUGAUUACUGAAGGCCCUUUGCAUGGGUUUACCUUUACUGCUCUGCGUUUAGUUUUUUUUUUUUCUCACGUUAUAGUAUUUAAUUUCACCGUUAUUGUUGUGAUAAAUGCA